UAUAGUCCCUUCUCUUUCGGUCAAGCGUGGUACAAGAAUGUAAAAUUGUAUGACGCUUUCCGGCGGAAAGAAAUUGCAGUGUCAUGCCUACUCACGGCUAAAUUCGCGGUUUAGGAAUUGAUUCUUUCUAGAUUAUAAGUUUUGGGCAACACCCUCAGAAUUUUCAAGUGAAUUUUCAUACUUAUUCUGCAAUCGUUGCGAUCUCAGGAUCAAAUAUUACUGCGCUACUUUGUGAAGACCCUUCUUGCUAUUUACUACAGUAACUAUCCCAGGUGCUAUUCACCAACAAAGAAUGUCGCUGAAUAUCAUGUCAGUAAUGGCUCUCUUACUAGGUUUGUCUUCUGUAACCCAAGUGAUCGCCAAACCAGUAGAUAAAUGGUCUUCCUCGUGUAAUCCUAAUGAUCUCCUGUGCUUGAGGGACCUGGCGUCUGACGCUGUUGAGACUUCUCCUCUUAUGGUACCGGUCAAAGAUGAAGGAACAAAAGAAGAAGAUUGUCCACCAGGAUAUUGGUGUCGAAGAAGUGAGUUGGUUAAGGAUGAAGAAACUCAUGAAGAAAAUUGUCCACCAGGCUAUUGGUGCCGAAGAAGUGAGAUACCAAGGAAUGAAGAAACUCAACCGGAAAAUUGCCCACCAGGAUAUUGGUGCCGCAGAAGUGAGUUGGUUAAGGAUGAAGAAACUCGUGAAGAAAAUUGUCCACCAGGAUAUUGGUGCCGAUGAUCCACAUUGUGAACUGGGCCACCCCUCAGUGCUGAUCCAUUGUCUACAGAACUUUGGAUCGCUACUCGCUGGAUCACUACUCGUCAGAGAAUUAAGGAAACGGAGCAG
Stylophora pistillata is the source of this 826-nucleotide messenger RNA. RefSeq lists its product as uncharacterized. The record is from RefSeq and is a predicted model, not a curated record. Lineage: Eukaryota; Metazoa; Cnidaria; Anthozoa; Scleractinia; Pocilloporidae.